Hypomesus transpacificus is the source of this 2310-nucleotide messenger RNA. It is a transcript of the gene hmgb3b, whose product is annotated as high mobility group box 3b. The record is from RefSeq and is a predicted model, not a curated record. Gene Ontology annotation, molecular function: DNA binding, bending. The coding region runs from base 122 to 739 and encodes 205 amino acids. The transcript is spliced from 5 exons. Gene Ontology annotation, biological process: regulation of transcription by RNA polymerase II. NCBI's taxonomy places the organism in Eukaryota, Metazoa, Chordata, Actinopteri, Osmeriformes, Osmeridae.
UAUUAAAGGAACCGAGACCGUGUGACCGGCUGCUGCGCUCAAACAAACAACUCAGGAAGUGCUACCAAGUGUUUCUGGUCCUACAGGAAGUGAAAAGAGACUGCAUCAACUGCUACUCAGGAUGGCCAAAGGUGACCCUCGGAAGCCCAAGGGCAAGAUGUCCGCCUACGCUUUCUUCGUUCAGACCUGCCGUGACGAACACAAGAAGAAGAACCCAGAUGUCCCGGUCAACUUCUCUGAGUUCUCUAAGAAGUGCUCCGGAAGGUGGAAGACCAUGUCUCCCAAGGAGAAGUCGAGGUUCGAGGACCAGGCCAAGCAGGACAAGGCUCGCUUUGACCAGGAGAUGAAGGGUUACACACCCAGCAAGGGUGCGGGCAGGGGCAAGAAGGCUCGGAAGGACCCCAACGCCCCCAAAAGACCCCCGUCUGGGUUCUUCCUCUUCUGUGCUGAGCAACGCCCCAACAUCAAAUCCCAGAACCCCAGCUUUGGCAUCGGGGACGUGGCUAAGAAGCUGGGCGAGAUGUGGAACAACCUGUCCGACUCCAGCAAGCAGCCCUACGUGGCCAAGGCCAACAAGCUGAAGGAUAAGUACCAGAAGGACAUGGCAGACUACAGAGGGAAAGGCAAAAUGGGCGGGGCGUCCGCCUCCAAAUCGAAGAAGGCUGCGGACGACGACGAUGACGACGAGGAAGACGACGAGGAGGAAGACGACGAUGACGACGACGACGAUGACGAAUAGCUGGCCGUUCCUUUUCUAGACACUACUUAUUUUCUUUUUCCGCCCUUCGAAUGGUUCGGGGGUUACGAAAACACUGGCUUUAAGUUUGUACGGGAUCACCUUACUGUAAGACCACCGUAGGCCGUUCAGAGUCCCAGCUCUGCAGCCCGCGGAGGUCCUGAUCCUUGUUGACAUCUACAGAACCUAAGGGUUGCAUGACCUGUGACGGUUCCCCUUUCUCUGCAGGCCAGUGUUCUCCUGACCCCUCCUUCUCCAGACAGCCCUGUCUGUGCUAGUAGGACUCCUCCCCUUAUUUAGGAUUUGUGCUGUGUAUAUAUUACGGUGUUGGAAUAGAUGUAGGGUUUGUUUUGAGUGAGAGGCCAUGGUUUGGAGAAAGAAGCCCUGGGAGGUCGUGACCCCGACCCGUAGGAAGAGAGGGGUUUAAGAGGUCAAAUGUUUUUAACCCCACCCCUCUCCCUGACCCCCCCCCCCCUGCUCUCUCCUGGCUCUCCCUAGUCUCUCCCUGAUCCUCGCUGGGCUCCCCCUUGGUCUCUCCCCAGUUAUCCGCCCCUGGGAGCUCAUUCAUAAAACUAUGAGUAGAUUUCACGGAAAAACGUUGCGUGCGAACAAAACACAAAGUGCGUGCGCACAAAUGUAUUCAGAUUUAUAAAACACAUGCACAUUCCGCUCAACAUGCACGUUUUCCGUUAUAAAUCACAACUUGCUGGCAGUUAAGUGCACGUACGCAAGUGUUUCGUCCCACCCAAGUAACGCCCAUAAUUGCUUAUAAAGGGUCAAAUUAAUAUGAAUAGGGUUAGGGUUUGUAACACUUUCAGGUGUGAUAAUUGCACUGACUGUCAUUGACAAUUACAGGGCCAUUAUCACAUUGACAGUUAUGCGCAACGAAUAUGUGAAAACACAUGACACUGAGCAUUCCUGACUAAAGCAACGGCAUCAGUUUAAACCAAAUGUGUCCAUAUGUUCACCUAAUUAUUUAUGAGAAUACAUUUCAUAACAUGCAAGUGUUGACUGAUUAUCGAUCCAAUUAAAUAUUAUUCCAGAUUAAACCGUACACAUAUUGGAGGGGUUAUUUUGCAUGAACAGAUAUCUCGUUUGUAUCUAUUGGAAAUCAUGUAUUUUGUGCGUGCACUCUAGUGAACUCUUCAAAUGUAACACGUGUGAGGUUAUCUUUUGAUUUCUUUUUCACAAUGUUAUCAACUUGAAGGCUUCUCUCGAGUUUCAUCCUCCUGCCAUCGGAGUCGCAGUUUCCCAUUUCUCAAGGUUUUGUGCAUACGUAUGGGUAACAGAGUGCGUGGAGGACUCACGUCAAGUUUGUUUUUAUAAAUUCUAAAGUUUGCCGUACAAACUGGUGUUUGCAUUAAUUGUGCGUACGCAAUGUUAAUAAAUGAGGCCCCCGGUCUCCUCCCUGCUGUCUCCUUGCUCGGUCACAAAUAUCAGGUCUGUGUUUUGAAUAUUACGUUUGGAUGGACCGCUUUAGGUUGAAGGUAACCUUGUGCUAAUGAACGGAAGGUUUUGACACCUGUAAUGUAUUAUAUGUUUAGGGUGGUUCCAAAUAAAGUACUAGAUUUUUA